GCGGACUGUCUCCACUCGCUCCUCUCCCCCUCUCCGCCUGCCUGUCCCUCCGGGCUGCUCGGGCGCCACCAUUACUGUCCCCAACCCGCCCCACCAGCCGGGCCAAAGGGCGGCGUGAUUCACGGCGCUGCCACCAGCCCACGGCUUGCCCACAGCGUAUAAAGGCUGCGGGGUUGAAAGGCGGCAGAGCCUUGCCCGACCCGGCCCGAGGCGCGCAGAGCAUGGCCGGAGGCGCGGAGCGAGGCCGCGGGGGCGCGGGCUGGGGACUGCGCGGCGCCCUGGCCGCCGUGGCCCUGCUCUCGGCGCUCAAUGCUGCGGGCACGGUGUUCGCGCUGUGCCAGUGGCGCGGGCUGAGCGCGGCGCUGCGGGCGCUGGAGGCGCAGCGUGGCCGGGAGCAGCGCGAGGACAGCGCCCUGCGCGCCUUCCUGGCGGAGCUGAGUCACGCACCUCGCCGGGCGCCCGCGCCACAGCCAGACCCUGUGAGCGCCGCGCGCAACAAGCGCAGCCACGGCGGGGAGCCGGCGCAGUACAUCCGCGCCGAGAGCCACGACAUGCUGUUGAUGAUGACCUACUCCAUGGUGCCGAUCCGAGUGAUGGUGGACCUGUGCAACAGCACCAGGGGUAUCUGCCUGACAGGACCACCUGGCCCAGCAGGACCUCCAGGAAUUGGUGGGUUACCAGGACACGACGGAUCAGAUGGACAGCCUGGUCCCCAGGGCCCAAAAGGCGAAAAGGGAGCAAAUGGAAAAAGAGGAAAAAUGGGGCCACCUGGAGCCACAGGAACUCCAGGGGAAAAGGGAGACCCUGGUGAGCUGGGCUUGACUGGAAACGAGGGCCCAGCAGGGCAGAAGGGUGACAAGGGAGACAAAGGGGACGUGUCUAAUGAUGUGCUUCCUUCAGGUGCCAAAGGUGACCAAGGCCCACCCGGCCCACCUGGGCCCCCGGGCCCUCCGGGUCCCCCAGGGCCCCCUGGAAGCAGAAGAUCCAAAGGCCCUCGGCAGCCAAACAUGUUCAACGGCCAGUGCCCAGGUGAGACGUGUGCUGUACCAAAUGAUGAUACCUUGGUUGGAAAAGCUGAUGAGAAAGUCAGUGAACACCAUUCCCUGCAAGCAGAAUCCAUGAUCACGUCCAUUGGAAAUCCAACACAAGUUUUGAAAGUUAAAGAGACGUUUGGGACUUGGAUAAGAGAGUCUGCUAACAAGAGUGAUGAACGGAUCUGGGUGACUGAACAUUUUUCAGGCCUCAGGGUAAAGGAAUUCCAAGACCAGACCUCACUGCUGAACGGCAGUUACACGCUCAUCCACCUCCCUUACUAUUUCCAUGGCUGUGGGCACACCGUGCACAACAACUCUCUCUACUACCACAAAGGAGGCUCCAACACCAUAGUGAGAUUUGAAUUUGGCAAAGAGACAUCCCAAACUCUGAAGCUUGAAAAUGCCUUGUAUUUUGAUCGAAAAUACCUCUUUGCAAAUUCCAAGACGUACUUCAAUUUAGCUGUAGAUGAAAAGGGCCUUUGGAUUAUCUAUGCUUCCAGUGUGGAUGGCUCGAGCAUCCUUGUCGCACAGCUGAACGAGAGGACCUUCUCUGUGGUGCAGCACAUCAACACCACGUACCCCAAAUCCAAGGCUGGCAACGCCUUCAUUGCCCAAGGGAUCCUCUAUGUCACGGACACCAAAGAUAUGAGGAUAACAUUUGCCUUUGAUUUGUUAGGAGGGAAACAGAUCAAUGCAAACUUUGAUUUAAGAACUUCCCCAUCUGUUCUUGCCAUGUUAUCAUACAAUAUGAGAGACCAGAAUUUAUAUUCGUGGGAAGAUGGCCAUUUAAUGCUUUAUCCUGUACAGUUUUUGUCAGCUACAUUAAACCAGUGAUGGGAUGCAUUCUAUUCCCCUCAGUAAAUUUCAGCUGUUCUCUGGUACCAUUUAUAUCCCAAUAGAAAACUUGUCUUUAAGGGUGGUCAGGUACUUAGCUGUCAUAAUCACAUGACAUGGGUAUUUAUAUGGUUGGUGACCCCCUUUUAAUUCAGAUUCUGUAGGAGAAAAUAACAGAUUGGAACUCAAAAAUGGCUGAUAUUUGGUGAUUCCUUUACAAACUAGCUGGGCGAGUUACCUGUCCCUCUUUAGGUUUUGU
This is a messenger RNA of Eubalaena glacialis (North Atlantic right whale), 2127 nucleotides long. RefSeq names its product gliomedin (gene GLDN). The record is from RefSeq and is a predicted model, not a curated record. The transcript is spliced from 10 exons. Lineage: Eukaryota; Metazoa; Chordata; Mammalia; Artiodactyla; Balaenidae. Gene Ontology annotation, cellular component: cell surface. Gene Ontology annotation, biological process: signal transduction. The coding region runs from base 222 to 1868 and encodes 548 amino acids.